Molecule: messenger RNA, 1575 nt
Organism: Strongyloides ratti
Lineage: Eukaryota; Metazoa; Nematoda; Chromadorea; Rhabditida; Strongyloididae
Product: UDP-glucuronosyl/UDP-glucosyltransferase family-containing protein
Exons: 3
Coding region: 1-1575 (524 amino acids)
Molecular function (GO): UDP-glycosyltransferase activity
Source: RefSeq, a predicted model, not a curated record
AUGGUUUUCUUAAAAUUUUUUAUUUUUUUAAAUUUUGUUAUCAAUUUGAAUGCCUACAAAAUAUUAAUAUAUAAUCCUAAACUUGGGCAUUCUCAUAUCAAUUUUAUGAGUCAAAUGACAAAAAUUUUAAUCAAUGCAAAUCACGAUGUAACUGUUCUGUCUUCAAAAGUUGAUGAUUCAUUAAAAGAUCCAUAUUAUCAAAGAGGUAAAAUAUAUUAUACUGAUAUAGAUCCUGAAAUAUCUAAAUUAAUAUCUAAUGAAGAACAUAAUAAAAACAUUUGGACAAUGUCAAAAAAUGUAACAAACAGUAAAGAGAUGUUUAAAAACUUUAUUAAGGUUAAAAGAUAUAUGGCAGAAUCAUUAAUUGAUAAUAAAGAAUUAAAAGAAUUUAUUAUAUCUCAAAAUUUUGAUGUUGGAAUUGCUGAAUGUAUAUAUCCAAAUAUGUUUGGACUUUUUAAGUAUUGGAAAAUAAAUACAACAAUUGUAACAACUACUGGUAUUAUGUUUGAUCAUUUUUAUCCAAUGUUUGGUAUUCCAUUUCCGGUAUCUUAUGUACCAUCAAUAAUUCAUGGGGCAUCUGAUAAAAUGUCAUACUUUGAACGGGCAACAAACAUGUUUUUACACUAUUAUUUAUCGUAUUUUUCUGGUUUCAUAUCAAAAUACACAGAAAUGGAUGAUAUUUUCAAUGAAAAAUUUGGAGUCGGUUUUUAUGAUUCACAAAAAAUUAUGACAAAUGCUUCAUUUGUUUUAAUAAAUUCUAAUCCAUUUUUAGAUAUUCCAACACCUAAAAGUCCAAAAAUGAUUGAAAUAUCUGGUAUAGGAAUACCAAAACCAAAUCCAAUUUCUAAAGAACUUGAUAAAAUAUUAAAUAAAAGAAAUAAAACAAUUUUAAUAUCUUUUGGAUCUGUUGCUAAAAGUACAUAUAUGAAUCAAAAGUUAAAAGAUGAAAUAUUAAAAACAAUAAAAAGUUUUCCUGAUAUAACAUUUAUUUGGAAAUAUGAAACACCAGAAGAUGGUCAUGGUUUAGGUAUUGACAAUUUAAUACUUAAAAAAUGGGUUCCACAAAAUGAUUUGUUGAAUGAUAAAAGAUUAACACUUUUUAUUACACAUGGAGGAAUGGGAAGUAUAACAGAAGCUGCUUUUAGUAAUACACCAGCUCUAGCUGUUCCUAUUUUUGGUGAUCAAAUGAGAAAUGGAAAAUUACUUGAAAGAUUAGAAAUAGGAAUGGUUGUUGAUAGUGAAAUUCUUGGAGAUUCUAAAAAGUUUAGAGAAAAAAUUAAAGAAGUUAUAAGUAAUAAAAAAUAUAAGAUUAAUUUAUUAAAAAUAUCUACAAUGUUAAAAAACAGACCUAUCUCAUCUGAAAAAUUGUUAAUAAAACAUGUUGAAUUUGCAUGCAGAUUUGGGCAACUUCCACAACUAGAUUUAGCUUCUAAAGACAUGGGUGUUAUAGAAUAUUACAAUCUUGAUAUUAUUAUUCCAUUUAUUACUUUAUGUGUUAUUAUUUUUUAUCUAAUUUUUAAAUUAAUUUUUAAAAAUAUUUUAAAAUUAUUUGAUAGUAAAAAAAAACAAGAUUAA